Molecule: messenger RNA, 2651 nt
Organism: Canis lupus familiaris (dog)
Lineage: Eukaryota; Metazoa; Chordata; Mammalia; Carnivora; Canidae
Gene: SYNDIG1L
Product: synapse differentiation inducing 1 like
Exons: 5
Coding region: 358-1077 (239 amino acids)
Cellular component (GO): intracellular membrane-bounded organelle; membrane
Source: RefSeq, a predicted model, not a curated record
CGGGGCCCGGAGCAGAGGCGCCCUCCUGGGAGCUCCACCGCGGCCGCAAGGCGGGGGCGCCGUCGUUCACCGGCCCAUGCUGGGCCCCCGAGCCCCGCGGAGGAGGCGGGACCGUUCUCGGCGGGACAGGUAUCUUCACCACUGUGAGCUCCGUGAAGACAGCGUGCAUCCUCUGUCCUCUUCCUGUUCCCUGCCUUUCUUGCCUUCGUGUCUGCAGCACCUGUACGGUGCCUGGCAAGGAGCUGAUGCUUGACCAUUAUGUUGACAGGAUAGAUGACUGAGCCAACUCUAUGAGCAGGCUCUCUGAGGACGGCUCAGCUGGCCCAGUCUUCCCUCCCCAGAGCUGCCCCCGGAACCAUGGAGAGUCUGAGUGAACUGCAGAACCCUCUGCUGCCUCGGACCCCCACCCCCCUCCAUGGCCCCUACCCCUACCCCGAGGCUUCACCCAGCUGGUCAUGCCAGGAGAAGCUCUACUCCUACCUCCUGGGUGGUGCUGGCUCUGCUCGCACCCACCAGCUCCUGGAUCCGGGAUCCCUACAGCUGGCCGUGGAGGCCUGGUACAGGCCCAGCUGCCUCCUGGGGAGGGACAAGGUCAAGGAACCCAGAGCCAGCAGCUGUGAGACCAGCUUCACAGAGAACAGGGAGCUCCAGGUGGGGCCCACAGAGCGCUCCACAGAACCUGGCCAAGUAGAAGAGGAUAUCACAAUCCAGACUGUGUCCUACGGGGUUCAAGAGGAACUGCAGGGCCAGGAGAAUGACCAGGAGGAGGAGGAGGAGAGUGAUAUGACCUCGACAGACAGUGAAAGUGAAGACAACUUCGUGGCGCUGCCCCCCAGGGACCACCUGGGCCUUACUAUCUUCUCCAUGCUCUGCUGCUUCUGGCCCCUGGGCAUUGCUGCCUUCUACUUUUCCCAGGGGACCAGCAAGGCCAUCUCCAAGGGAGACUUCCGCCUGGCCAGCACCACCUCCCGCAGGGCCCUCUUCCUGGCCACACUCUCCAUCGCUGUGGGCGCCGGUCUCUAUGUGGCUGUGGUAGUGGCUCUGGCAGCUUACAUGUCCCAGAAUGGCCAUGGCUAGUGACCAGCAGGGCCUGGCAUCCUGACUCCCCUGCUCCAACUGAGGAGGCCGUGGGGCUUAGGGUUGCAGACCCUCUGGAGAGCCCUGGCCCCUCAAGACAACCUGCAACCCCAGCUUGUUGAGGGGAGGCCUCCCAGGCUGCAGCCUGCAGGGCUCCACCAUCACUUCUUCUUGUCCACAGCCCCCAGCCCCAGAACAGAGCCAGGGGCACCACUCUCUAGCCCAGGCUAUGUCAGGAAGCAGGAGAGGGUAAGGCUGCCCACCAAGCCAUCCAGGCAGGACCUACCUCUGGCUUGAGGCUGGCUAGGAGUUCAGCCUAUCCUGCCCACCCCUAGAGGGUCACCUGCCCUGCCAGCAACCCACUCCCCAACUCUGUCAGCCUCACCACAGAGAAAAAGCAAGAGUUUACUGGGAGAGAAAAGGACAACUAGGGGCAAGAAUGUGACCCAGUUCUUUUGGCUAUUAGAAGUCUCCAUCUAAGGACAAUCUGAGCUUCCCCAACUCCACUCUCUGGCCCCAUGAGGCCAAGACUCCAGCCAACCAGGAGGAAAAUACAAAGACACAGGGGCCCCGAGCUCUUUCUGGUUCUCUCCUGUAGGUUUGUAAGACACUGUAGAUUCUAGAUAGUGAAGGAGCAUCUCAGGCAUGUAAAGUGCAGCCAGGGCAGGUUCUCAGAGCUUCCUCGUGCAGGAACUAAAGGCAGAUGUGAUGACAGAGUCCUGAAAUAUUGCCAGACCCCAUGGGCCUCCCCAGUCCCUUCCUGGUCCCUGCCCCACCAUCCUUUUCUGGGCUCCUCCUAGGUGGCCCUGAGCUAAUGCCAUCCCAAGAGAGAGUGUCAUCAGCCCACAGCCACGAAGCAUAGGGCCCCAGACCCAUCCCUGUGGGAAACCAGUGAGGCAAGACUCUGGGACAUAGCAUAAAUGAGGGGAGGGAUCCAGGACUGGCAUGGCUGCUAAGCAGCUAGCAGUGCCCAGAAGGCUUCCUGGAAGAGGUGUUCCUUGAGUAAGGCCUAAAAGGAUGAGGAGAAUUUAUCUAGGGGAUUCGUUUUCCCAUAACCCUUAGUAUUCAUGACCAGGGACAUGGCAGGAGUCUCCCAAGCUAUUUGGAUUAUGCCUCAAGCAUCUGGGCUGGAGGCAAACUGUAGCCAUUUCUGAGGGCUCCACCAACUCAGAGAAGAUGGUUGGGCAGCACAUCUCUCAAAGACCAGUGAUAUUUUCCUACUUCUAAAUACUGGGGGUCAGUGGUGGCACCCUGGUCCGUCCCUGCCCAGAACUGCUCUCAACACCCCCAGCCACUAGGGAACAUCCAGAAUUUUAGAGGCAACCAGAAGGGUAAUACAUUGGGAGGGCAGGCCUGUCUGGGCUCAAGCAAAAGACCCAACUGUGCUGGGGAUCUUGGGACUUGGUCAUUCCUAAGCCACAUCCAGAGCCCAGGGCUGUGGAUGUACCACUGACCCACCUUGGCCCACCCACUGCUCCCUGCAUCUCCUGAAACCCCACAGGCCUAGGAUCAGCAGUUUUAAUAUCCCAUUAUUGUAUAUAUUUAUCCUUGUAAUAAACAUUUCUGUAACACUA